Molecule: messenger RNA, 2568 nt
Organism: Triticum turgidum subsp. durum (durum wheat)
Lineage: Eukaryota; Viridiplantae; Streptophyta; Magnoliopsida; Poales; Poaceae
Source: the annotation of a GenBank genome assembly
AUGAUGAUUUACACUCGUUCCAACCAUCGAUUAUUCAAAGACUCGUUUUCACCAAGGAUGUCUGUCCCGCGUCCCAUUGACCAACCCACGCACCGUCCUCACCUCAACAGCUCUCGCCUCGCCAUGCCUCUCCCGGUCCUGCUCGCCCUGCUCUGCGCCCUACACGCCCCCGCGAGCUCCGCGUCCACGGCGACCUACUCCCUCUCGCCAGGCCAGUCGCUCGCCGGCGACGACAAGCUCGUCUCCGGCGGCGGCAAGUUCGCGCUCGGCUUCAUCCAGAUCCCAGGCAGCGACAGCAACCCCUCCGGCUCCGGCGGCAACAGCACUCAGCUGGGCAUAUGGUUCAGCCUCAACCGUGUUCCCAAGCUGACACUGGUGUGGGUGGCCAACAGGGGAGGCAGCCCGGUGGCCGGCGCCGCGUCCCCGGAGCUCACGAUCUCCGGCGACGGCAACCUCGUCAUCGUGGACCGCGGCAAAGUCGCCUGGUCCACCCGAGCCGACGUCACAGCCAACAACAACAACAACAACAGGGCGGUCCUCCUUCUCCUGGACACCGGGAACCUCGUGCUGCGCAGCGCCUCCAACGCCUCCGACGUGAUGUGGCAGAGCUUCGACCACCCCACGGACACUCUGCUCCCCGGCGCCACCAUCGGGCUGGACAAGGUCACCGGCCGGAGCCGCCGCCUCGUCUCCAGGAAGAACCGGAUCGACCAGGCUCCGGGCGCCUACUCCAUGGAGCUGGGCCGGAGCGGCGUCGUCCAGAUGCUGUGGGACGCGUCCGUGCCCUACUGGUCCAGCGGGGAGUGGAACGGCGACUACUUCAGCUCGGUGCCGGAGAUGACCGCCCGCCACCUGAUAGGCUCCACCUUCGUCAACGACGACCGGGAGGUGUCCUUCGCCUACCACCUGCUCGACGAAACCAUCACCAUGUACAGCUUCCUGGACGUGUCCGGGCAGAGGAAGAUGCUGGUCUGGCAGGAUGCCACGCGGGACUGGGUGACGGUCUACGUCCACCCCACCACCCAGUGCGAGGUGCACGCCGUCUGCGGGCCAUUCACGGCCUGCGACGAGAGCGCGCCGGCGCCGUGCAGCUGCAUGAAGGGGUUCUCCGUGGGUUCGCCUGAGGAUUGGGACCUUGACGAUCGGAGCACGAGCGGUUGCAGAAGGAACACUCAGCUGAAUUGUGCUAGCAUUAGCAACGGCACCAUGGUUGGCAUGGCUGACAUGUUCUACGCCAUGCCGGCCGUCAGGUUACCCUAUAACCCCCACGGCGCCGCGGGAUAUGUCGCCAGCGCAGCCGAAUGCGAGCAGGUCUGUCUGAGCAACUGCUCUUGCACUGCAUAUUCCUUUGGCAGUGGUGGCUGUUCUAUGUGGCAUGGUGGAUUGCUGAACGUAAAACAACGCCAGAUUGAUGGUGCUUCUUCCAGCGGUGAUGGCGAAAUUCUUCACAUCCGCCUCGCGGCGAAAGAGUUCCGGACCCGGAAAAACAACAGUGUAGUUAUCAUUUUGGUUGCCAUUGGUGCAGGCCUCAACGCUUUGGUUAUCUUGGUACUCGUCGUAGCGCUACGCAGGACCAGGAGGAACAAAAGGUACAGUGAAACAUUGGACAAAAUCCAUGGUGGCAGUGGGCUUGUUUCAUUCAGAUACAGCGAUUUGCGGCGUGCAACUAGAGAUUUCUCAGAGAAGAUUGGGGCAGGUGGUUUUGGUUCUGUGUUCAAGGGGUCGCUAAAUGAUUCGACCACUAUAGCGGUGAAAAGGCUUUACGGUUGUUAUCAACAAGAGAAGCAGUUCAGGGCUGAGGUGAGUUCAAUUGGAAUCCUCCACCAUACAAAUUUAGUCAAAAUGGUUGGUUUCUGUUGUGAGGGCGACAAGAAGCUUCUUGUCUACGAACACAUGCCAAACAGUUCCCUUGAUGCCCAUCUGUUCAGGAGCAGUGCCAAAGCUCUGAAUUGGAGAACCAGAUACCAGAUAGCUCUUGGAGUUGCCAGGGGGCUGGCAUACUUGCACGAGAGCUGCCUGGACUACAUCAUACACUGCGACAUAAAGCCGCAAAACAUACUUCUCGACGCGUUGUUCGUUCCUAAGAUCGCCGACUUCGGGAUGGCAAAGCUUCUCACAAGGGAUUUUAGCCGGGUCAUGACCACAACCAGGGGCACAAUUGGGUACCUUGCCCCUGAAUGGAUCAGUGGAGUGGCCAUCACGCCCAAAGUCGAUGUGUAUGGAUAUGGGAUGGUGCUACUGGAGAUCAUAUCCGGGAGGAUGAACGCGAACGAAGAAUGCGGCAGCAGUGGUGAUGGCAUUGUUUAUUUCCCCAUCCAGAUGGCGCGCAAGCUUCUCGAGGGAAACGUCAUGAGCUUCGUGGAUGAUAGGUUAAACGGUGAUGUCAUCGUCGACGAGGUUGGAAGGGCUUGCAAGGUUGCCUGUUGGUGCAUUCAGGACAGGGAGUUUGAACGGCCAACGAUGGGCAAGGUAGUCCAGAUUCUUGAGGGUCUUGUUGAAGUUGACACCCCUCCGAUGCCUAAGCUACUCGAAGCUAUCGCCGGAAGAUCACACUCAGCAUGCACCUAG